Callithrix jacchus (white-tufted-ear marmoset) is the source of this 5197-nucleotide messenger RNA. RefSeq names its product BTB domain containing 10 (gene BTBD10). Gene Ontology annotation, molecular function: protein binding. The record is from RefSeq and is a predicted model, not a curated record. Gene Ontology annotation, biological process: positive regulation of phosphorylation. Gene Ontology annotation, cellular component: cytoplasm. NCBI's taxonomy places the organism in Eukaryota, Metazoa, Chordata, Mammalia, Primates, Cebidae.
GAAAAAGUCUUGCUACGUUGCCAGGUCAGUUUCAAACUCCUGUCAAAUGAUCCUCCCACCUCCCAAAGUGCUGGGAUUAUAGGCACAUGCCACAGUGCACAGCUUUUUUGGUAUUUUUGCAUAGGGUUUUGAUUAAUAAAUGCAUUUGCUGAAUAGGAUAGAGUUAUUUUUGCAGGUACGUGAUUUUCCUGUUCCUACCAUUAGAUGGCAGUGCUCAAACUUAGUAGUACAAAAAUAUUCCAGGUUUUAAAAACUAAACAGGAUUCUGGGUCUGUGGUCUCAUCUGCUUUGAAACAAUAUUGCCUCAGCAUGCUAUAAUACAAACUAUCAAAUGAUCUUGUUUGUUCACUUACUAUAUGAAACUUCUCUUUAUUUCUGUAUUGACCUGUUUGGUGUGUGGAAGAAAGACUUUUCAUUAAAGUUCUGAACCUUAGCCUAGAAUUUACAAAUUAUUGUGUAGAGCAGAUUUGUUAUUGUCUAAAUCAAUGGCAUUACCUACCAAAUGUAUAACUGUUGUCAUUGCUACUAUAUUAAUACUUGAAAGGUUAAUUUUCUUUCCAAGCAAAGAACAGUAGGAACUUUAUUCAAUUUUCUACUUGCUCCCAACCCCCAUUCUCUUUUGUUCUUGAAGAACUGUAGAAUGAAAUGGCUCCGGGACCCAUCCAAGUAGGGCAUGGUGGUUUGAAAAGAUUCCAGCAUGGAACAAAGAUUCCAUAUUUUGCCUGAAAUCUUUUAUUCAUAUGAUUCUUCUAAUGCUUCCUGGAAAAUUCCAAGAACUUGAUGUGAAAUAAUGCAGGGCACAGGGCACCCAACUGGCCUAUGGCAGGUGCAUUAGUCCAUUCUUGUACUGCUAUAAAGAAAAGAGGUUUAAUUGGCUCCCGGCUCUACAGGCUGUACAGGAAGCUCAAGGGCUUCUGCUGCGCUUCUGGGGAGGCAUCAGGAAGCUUACAAUCAUGGCGAAAAGCCAAGGUGAAGCACGUAUGUCUUAUAUGGUGGGAGGAGGAGGGAGGGUUGACGAGGCACCACACACUUUUGAAGAACAUAUUUCGCCAAAACUCACUGUCUCCAGAAUGGCACCAAUGGGGAAAUCUGCCCCCAUGAUCCAAGGACCUCCAACACUGGGGAUUACAAUUCGACAUGAGAUUCAGGUGGGGACAUAGAUUCAACAGGGUUUGAAUAAUUUUUUUUGUUUUCCUACUAAGUGUUGGGCUUAUUUGUAGGGAUAGUAGGGUAAGCCAAUUAAAACUAUAAUAUACAUAUUACUUUAUAUGUAAUAAUGUGAAAAUAAUGUGUCUAAAAGAAGGUGAGUGGAAACUCUAUAGCAAAAUACCAGAGCCUUUCUUUAGAAAAGGACAGCUUCUGUUUUGAUAUAAGAUAAUAGUUCCUGUUUGACAGAACUUCUUAGCCCUAACUUAGUCUACAGAAUGACUUCUCUUGAGCACAGCUUCCAGGAGAAAAUUUUGACAAUAAAUCAAGUCUGGUGACGUUUUUGUUGUUGUUUUUGCCUGAGAAUUUAAUGAGUUUCUCUGUGAGAAUACUCGAAUCACAAAAUUCCUAUUAGAUUGCUCUUAUGGAGACAACUUGAAAGAUUAUUGGCAAUUUCCAAUUUAGUAAAAUGUUGGCUAUAACAACUUAGUGAAUUAUGAGGAUAACCUGUUUCUCUUAGGUUUCUGACAUCUAAGUGUCCUUACAGGAGGAAGAUGAAGCUCGCUAUCCUAUAAUUGUCCAGCUCAACUGCUCAUCAGCAUAAACAUUGAUUUGGAAAAGACUUUGGGUAUCACCCGUAGGAGCCUGGGAAUUUUCUCAUCCGAACUAAACAGUGAUUAAAGGUUUUUCAAGAAAGUUCUUGCUGCAAUAUCUGUUUUCAUACACCAAUCAGGUCAUCUUCCUCUUUGCUUCCUCUCCGUGCAACGCCCUUCCCUCUCUUCCCAAAACUGGAGAACUUACUCAUGCGUAAGAUUCAGCUCAAAUGUCACUCCCUGGUGAAGGCUUUCUCAACACGGCCCUGGGAGCAGCCGGUUACUCCAUGUCUCUCCCAGAGCUCACUGCAAGCAGCUCCCCUUUUAUCAGAGAAUAAUGGGAUUAUCUAUUUUCCUGUAGGUCUCGCCCCCAGGGUGUAAGCUUCGAGGACGGAGACAGUGUCUUUUAAAUUUUUUCCUGUUUUUAUUGCCCAGCCAGCCCUUGUAGGUGACUCUCGAGGUUUCACAGGAGGCCAAACUGAAGGAAUGCCAGUUGGCACACAAGUUCCCGCCAACCGAGCGUUUAAAAAUAAGCAGCGGGGAACACUAGAGAACAGUGGGUGUCCCUCACGACAACCGCCUCUCAUCAAUUCCGGCCGGUCCACGCGACAGAAGUGAUUUUGGAGUUUGAUGAGGAAAACGCUUCCCUUAAAGAGUCCCUGCGUUAUUUCUCCGACUCUGUGACCGAGACGCUGUCCGCUUUCCUAUAACGGUGACGGAAAGCCAAGGGGAAAACGUAGGAUUCAAAGGUUUAAGGGUAACAGGCCUCAGACACUCGGGCUCGAGGCUGAUUCCGAGCUACUGACUGUGAGGAGAGGUCGCGCGGCGCCUUAGUCUCCGCGCAGCCAGCAAGGAGGCUGAGAGCCCACCGGAGUCCGCCGCGCCCUCAACUGCCUUCUCCCUCGGUGCCCCGCCCAUCCCUGGGCGGAGAGCACCGUUCUCGCGAGAAAGUGGCUGGCCUCGCCUCUUCGGAGAGCUCUCGCGAGAAGAGGCGAGGAGCCGGCCUGCAACCUGCCGGUGCGGCUCUGAUACUCGCAGCUGCCUCAGUGGCCGCCUCCACAGCCACCUCCACAGGGAUCUGGCUGAGGAGGAGUGGAGGUGUCACCGGCCUCGGAUUUUGCUCCAGUUCUCUGUGGGCACCGAAGAGGGACUGCAGGUUCGAGAGUUAUGGGUGCUACAUGUGUGCUUUCAGAGCAGUAGUGAGGAAGCUUGGAGUGGGAUGGCAGGACGGCCUCAUCCCUAUGACGGUAACUCCAGUGAUCCAGAGAAUUGGGAUCGGAAAUUGCAUAGUAGACCUCGUAAACUUUAUAAACAUUCAAGUACUUCCUCGCGUGUUGCUAAAGGAGGAGUCGACCACACCAAAAUGAGUCUACAUGGUGCUAGUGGAGGACAUGAAAGAUCAAGAGAUAGGCGAAGGUCAAGUGACAGAUCACGAGAUUCAUCUCAUGAAAGAACAGAGUCUCAACUUACUCCUUGUAUUAGAAAUGUGACUUCUCCAACACGACAGCACCAUGUUGAACGAGAAAAAGAUCACAGUUCCUCUCGUCCAAGCAGUCCACGUCCUCAAAAAGCAUCCCCAAAUGGUUCCAUUAGCAGUACUGGGAACAGCAGCAGAAACAGUAGUCAGUCAAGUUCAGAUGGUAGUUGUAAGACAUCUGGGGAGAUGGUGUUUGUAUAUGAAAAUGCAAAAGAAGGAGCUCGGAAUAUAAGAACGUCAGAACGAGUGACACUAAUAGUGGAUAACACUAGAUUUGUUGUAGACCCAUCCAUUUUUACUGCACAGCCAAAUACAAUGUUGGGCAGGAUGUUUGGAUCUGGCCGAGAACAUAACUUUACACGACCCAAUGAGAAAGGAGAGUAUGAGGUGGCAGAGGGAAUUGGUUCUACUGUGUUUCGAGCUAUUCUGGAUUACUAUAAAACAGGAAUAAUCCGUUGUCCUGAUGGCAUAUCUAUUCCUGAACUGAGAGAAGCAUGUGACUAUCUUUGUAUCUCUUUUGAAUAUAGUACUAUUAAAUGUAGAGAUCUCAGUGCCCUAAUGCAUGAGUUAUCAAAUGAUGGUGCUCGUAGACAAUUUGAAUUUUAUCUGGAAGAAAUGAUCCUCCCUCUCAUGGUAGCUAGUGCUCAGAGUGGGGAACGGGAAUGUCAUAUAGUGGUGCUUACAGAUGAUGAUGUGGUUGAUUGGGAUGAAGAAUAUCCACCACAGAUGGGAGAAGAAUAUUCACAAAUUAUUUAUAGCACAAAAUUAUAUAGAUUUUUCAAGUACAUUGAAAACAGAGAUGUGGCCAAGUCAGUUUUGAAGGAGAGGGGUCUUAAGAAGAUUAGAUUGGGAAUAGAAGGUUAUCCUACCUACAAAGAAAAAGUAAAGAAAAGGCCUGGAGGCCGCCCAGAAGUGAUCUACAACUAUGUCCAAAGACCCUUUAUUCGAAUGUCCUGGGAGAAGGAAGAAGGAAAGAGUCGGCAUGUAGACUUUCAGUGUGUAAAGAGUAAAUCUAUCACCAACCUUGCAGCAGCUGCGGCAGACAUUCCCCAAGACCAGCUGGUAGUCAUGCACCCAACUCCACAAGUGGAUGAGCUGGACAUUCUCCCUAUCCAUCCCCCUUCUGGCAAUAGUGACCUUGAUCCUGAUGCACAGAAUCCAAUGCUGUGAUGCUGAUGUUCCUUGAAACCAUAGCAUGCUACUCUUCACAGUGACGUUGUACUCUCCUCAUUCUGCACUGCAAGGCCACUCUUCUUCAUUGUGAGAUGCACAUAACAAUGUUUAGGAUAUUGCAGUGUAGGCUUUUUUAAAGACCAAAGGUAGCUGAAUGGUUUUUUUAAAUGAGUACAACUCUAUCAUCUUGAAGUUCCAAUUAUAUAAAUGUAUUUGUUUACCAGUAGGUUUGUGAAAUUGGUUCUUUGUAUGGGGGAUGGUCCUUUUUCACACAUCUAGGUCUUUUCAAAAGUGGUGGAAAUUGGCAGCUGGGGUACUUUCAGUUUGGAUUGAUAAUCAUCACACCCCAGAUAAAAUGCAGAAUAUUACAUAGUUGCACUUUAUAAAUGGUGGUUAAAUAGAAAUGUUCAAGCCAUUUUAUAGUUGUGAUGCACAAUAUAACUUAAGUAAGUGCUUCUGUCAAAGUAUUCCUCCAGUAAAAUUUGUAUAGUUUGCUGCCCUUGAUGAGCAAAAAGUAUUUAUCUUGGGCUUAUCUGAAUGAUCAGGAUGACAUUUAAUGCCCAGAUCUUAUAAGUUCAGUUAUCUCCAGUGCCAUUUCACCCUUUAGAGUGACUCACAUGCAGGGAGUGUGAACGUCAGAGGUGGUUUAUUAUCCAGUCUGCCUUACCCUUAAUCUGUUCACAGAUAUUUAUUUACUAAUGCUUUUUUUCUUAAGAGUUAUGGGAUAGGAAAAUGAAGUGUUUGCUCUUCAUUUACUCAAUGAUUGUAAACUCGAGUUUUUCAUCAAAAUAAAAUUCCAUUGUUUUAA